Molecule: messenger RNA, 645 nt
Organism: Drosophila kikkawai
Lineage: Eukaryota; Metazoa; Arthropoda; Insecta; Diptera; Drosophilidae
Product: transmembrane protein 14 homolog
Biological process (GO): regulation of heme biosynthetic process
Cellular component (GO): mitochondrial membrane
Source: RefSeq, a predicted model, not a curated record
CGAAAGGGUCAUAUUACUGCUAUUACUUGCCUACCAAAACAAAGAUUACAAAGUAAUUCUGACUAAAACCUAACAAAAUGCCGGUAGAUUGGUUCGGUUAUGUGUACGCUGCCACGGUGGCCGCCGGCGGAGUCAUGGGCUACGCCAAGGCGGGUUCCAUUCCAUCGCUGGGUGCUGGCCUGGCCUUUGGAGCCCUGCUCGGCUAUGGCGCCCAUCUGAAUUCCCAGGACACACCGCGUCCAUUGCUUCAACUGGGCACUUCCCUGUUUCUGGCCGGAUUAAUGGGCAUGAGGUGGAACCGUUCCGGCAAACUUAUGCCCGCCGGCAUGGUCUGCAUGCUAUCCGUGGCCGCUCUGGUGAAGAAUGUGGCUACAUACAAUCGGUACCUCCUUCCCGUGCCAGCAGGCCCAAGGGGAACAUAAAGCCUUUCAUGUUGGGAAUAUCCAAAAUGCUGGACUUGCCUGGAGAUUUUUGUAAUACUUAAUUUUCUUCGUUUACACAACCAUGUUAAUUGGUGUGGUCAUUUAAAUAUCUACAUUUGGUGAUUGGAAACCUUGGUAUAGCGCUGUGUCACUUUCUAAGCUAGCGAUAAGAUACUGUACUCGUUGGUCGACGAAUAAAUUUUAUCAUCUUGCUGGACUAAAA